Molecule: messenger RNA, 2286 nt
Organism: Naumovozyma castellii
Lineage: Eukaryota; Fungi; Ascomycota; Saccharomycetes; Saccharomycetales; Saccharomycetaceae
Exons: 1
Coding region: 1-2286 (761 amino acids)
Source: RefSeq, a predicted model, not a curated record
AUGGCAGACCCACUGGACGAGCAAGAACUUCACGACUAUGACUUCUCAAAUAGAGACCCUCUCAUCUUUGAACCAUCAUCACCGCCACCAUCAUCAGGGAAAACGUUUACAACAAAACUUCGCUCCAUUUCCAGAUACGUUAACUCUUCGAGACUACUACAGCUAACGAGAAGAUAUACUCAAUUUUUCACAAAGAGGAUAGCAGGAUCUACCAAGAAAGAAAUGAUUUACAGAAUAUGCCUAAUCACGCUGGUUUGUACCAUUAUUACAAUAUCCACCACAUCAAGUGGACAACAAAAGGGAAUGCAAAUUUAUUACUCUAAUUUUCAUAAACUUCGUCCUGUGUCAAGCAUAAAGGACCUCAAUAAUGUUGACAUCUCCAAGAUGUUAAGAUUUAAGAAAUGGACUUCCUCUCCCAUGACCGAAGAAACAUUCAACCAAAAGUAUGAAACUGAAGAAUUGGUUGCUUACGCGGCUAAUUUAGAUUUGAAAAGGUUAAAUAAGCAAAAUUCGAAAAAAGGGAAAGUGGAGGACAAAUUUGCAAACAUGAGACACAACCAAAAUUAUGAGUCGUUGGUGACAUGUAAUGAAUUACGAUAUAAUACUUCUUUGGAAAGUUCCGUAGAGAAAAGAAUCAUAGAUGAUGAUUUGAUCCAAAUGAGAAGAGAUAUAUUAGCAAGGAAGGAUCAAUUAUCCAAGGCAAUUACAAGUACUCGGCACAAAGAUUUGCCUGAGAGCGAAAUAAUAGAAAAAUACUGGACUAGAUUUGGUGCAGCACCGUUAUGGAUGGAACAAGAACAAUGCUAUGUCGUAUAUUCAAGAGUGUCUUACUCGGAACAUGGCCAUAAAGUUGUAUCAAAAAUAUCUUUAAUAAGAGCGCAGGCUUUCGAUAAGGAUUGGAAUGAAAUUAUUGGGAAAAGAAUCCCGUUUAACGAUGUUGCCAUACCUAAAGACAUUGAGGCUGAAUUAAAGAAAUUAGAUGAAGAACUAGGAUUAAAUACUUGCGAUCAUUUGAUAGAUGAUCCUGUGGCGCUAGAUGAUUGUAUUGUUGAUGCUGCAAAAAACAAACUGGCGGCUGAGAAGAAAAAGGCUAACAUUCUUUCCAAAUAUUACAUGACAUAUCCAACUAUUUUAGAUAUACCAUUUGAUAGCAGCAAACUAAUGAGUGGACCAGAAGAUCCACAUGUAAUUAUGAGAAAAACUACAACUGUGGAGGAACCAAUCGUGUUCUUCAACAUGCAGGAGAAGGAAAACCAUAGACAAAUGUACGGUUUUUUUCCACAUAGGAAAAAUGAUCCAAUGAUCAAGUUUAAUUUGGAAGGUCGUAAAUUAAAUGAUGUUGAGAAAAAUUGGAGUCCAUUUUUCCGUCAGAAUAUUGAAUUUAGAACCUUUUCUCGUGGUACAAUCCAAUUUAUUUAUUCAUACGCCCCAUUGGAAAUUAUGAGAUGUUCUUUGGACGACGGUCAAUGUAAGAUGGUAUUUGAAGCUACUACUAAUGGAGUCCAGGAUAGUUCCAAGUUUGGUAACAUGAGAGGCUCAAGUCAAUAUUUGCCCCUACCUAAUGUCUUCCCGGCGGUAAAAGAUAAGCAAAUUUGGGUCGGGUUUCCCAAAGUACAUCUUGGAUAUUGUGGUUGUGGUACCAGUUUCUAUAGGCCGAUGUUGAGCAUAUUGGUUGAAUCACGGGGUGUGUACUAUCUAUCUGCCACAAUUCCUGCUAUUGACUUUAACAUAGAUGUUUUAAAUUGGGACGAAAAGACUACGAACUGUGUUGCAGAGAAUGUGUUGAAUCUAAAUUCGAUUGCAUUUUGGGAUGUGGUCAGUCAAGAUCCAGAAACUAAAAAAAUUGAGGAUUAUAUGAUUGUCUCGGUAAGUGAAGCUGAUGUUUUAACCAAAAUUGUGACAAUUAAAGGUAUUAUGAAUUUCGUCAUGGGAGUAUAUGACAAUAAACCUAUGAAGGAAUCUUUAGAUCUAAACGCGGACACCCGUGUGAUUAUUGAAAAAACGACAAGAUGUAUAAUAGAUGAAACGUAUGAUGAAUGCAAAGCUUACGGAAAGUCUCACCAGGGCAAGGACAGCUCCGUUGGUGACUUAACUGCUGUCGAUGCAGCAAAGGCUAUUGCCGCCCAAUUGGAGAAGGUUGGAGAAAAGAAAAAGGAAAAGGAAAAGGAAAAGGAAAAGGAAAAGGAAAAGGAGAAUAAGGAGAAUAAGGAGAAGGAGAAGGAGAAGGAGAAGGAGAAGGAGAAGGAGAAGGAGAAGGAAAAGAAUAAAAAAGAAGGGAAAAAUUGA